Culicoides brevitarsis is the source of this 1817-nucleotide messenger RNA. Its product is annotated as coiled-coil domain-containing protein 174-like. Bases 71 to 1768 code for a protein of 565 amino acids. NCBI's taxonomy places the organism in Eukaryota, Metazoa, Arthropoda, Insecta, Diptera, Ceratopogonidae. The transcript has 4 exons. The record is from RefSeq and is a predicted model, not a curated record. Gene Ontology annotation, cellular component: nucleus.
AACAGUUCGCGGACAAACGUUUUACUAAAAAUCAAUCAAAAUUAAUUGAAUUUACAGCAAUUAAAGCAAAAUGAACGAUCCCAAUAAGCGAAUUAACAUCGACAAGAGUACACUGCUCAGUUUAAAAGCCGAACUACUCCGAAAACAAGCAGAAGCGAGCCAAUCAAGGAAAAACUUGAACAACUUUGUCCCCAAAAAAGCCGUCAAGCCACCAAAAGAGAGUAAAAGUAAGUCUAAAGAGGAAAAAAGGAAAGAAAUUGAGCUAGAAGACCAUGCACAACUGGCGCGAUCGAAAAAAAUAUUAGAACAAAAAGCGAAAUAUUACGAAAAAAUGGUCAAAGCUGGCGGAAGUUCAACUAGCGACGAAACUAACCUUGUCAUGUUCAGUAAAAAGCAACAAGAACCUCGAAUACCUUCAGAAUCUGAGUCAUCUGACGACGAUAACGAUAAACCGAACAUUUUUGAUGAGAGCUCGUACCCAGAAGAGGAUUGGGUCGAAUACACAGAUUGUCUUGGUCGCACCCGAAAAUGCCUUAAAAAGGACUUAGCUGACUUCCAAAAACGCGACGAAGCACUGUCAAAAGUCGUCGCGGCACGAAAUCAAGAACAAACGAGCGUCUUACAGCAAUUCGUGAAGCAAAAAGAACAAAGCGACGACAAUUGCGAGGAUACUUCGAAGGAAAUUGAAAAAAUUCUUCAUGUUCCGCAGCCAGACGACAUCGGCGAACGAUUUAUCGAGCAACGGAAACAAUGGGAGAAACAGGAAGCAGAAAAUAUGCAAAAGGAAUUUGUGCACUAUCAAGAUGUGCUGUUCGACGAGGCUCGAGAACAUGGCGUUGGAUAUUACGCGUUUUCCAAUGACGAAGAGGAACGUCAGAAGCAACAAAAAGAGCUGGAAAAAAUUCGCAAAGCAACGUUAGCUGCGCAAAAACAAAAGGAAGAACUCCGCAAGCAGCGUGACAAAAUGAUCGCGGAUCGAGUGAAGGCAGCAAAGGCCAGAAUUCGAGCGAGAAAGGGUCUUCCACCGGAAGAGGAGGAACCAGAAGAGCCGGAAAAGACCGAUUUGUAUGACACAUCCGAGGAACAAAAACGAAAAGAAGCUGAGGAAGAACAAGCGAAACAACGAAAAAUCGAAGAACAACUGAGAGAAGCAGAACGUCGCAAACACGUACGACCAUGGGAUAAAUUAAAGGAACCAGAUGCUGAUGACGAAUGGCGACCACGAUCAGAACGAAUUCCCGUCUCACAAGAAGUUUGGAACGAACAACAACGCGAAAAAAGAAAUCCUGAAUUUGCUCCGCCGAAAAAUCUGGAAAAACCUCGCAAAGAAGAGUCGAAAAAGCGCAAAAAAUACGAUUAUUCGUAUCAACCGGAAAAGCCACAAGAUGAACCAACAGAAGACAAUUUCUAUGAAGAUCGCACCGGAAGUCUUUUCUUCACGACAAAAAAACAAGAAUUCAAACGAAAAAAUUACGCUGAAAGUUCAUCAAGUUCCAAACCCGAAAAAUUCGAUCCCGUUCCAAUUAAAAAUGAGCUCAGCAGUGACGACGAAGAAGAAGAAGAAGACCAUCGAAAUUUGGGAGCUGCUGUUCCUCCACCACCUUCAUGGGAUUAUUACACAGCUGACGCUAAACGACCGAAAAAGGGUCCAACUGAGAAGCCGGAUUGGGAAAAAUCAAUCGAAGCUGGAUUAAAGUACCUUCGUGAGCAAUCGGACAAGUCACAAGUCACGACGAAGAACAAAUGGACAGCAAACGCCGACUACUGAAGAGGAAACAAAUUGUUAAAUUAAAUGAAAAUAAAGAUUUUUCUUAAUU